AUGGGGAGUUUGGGAGAAGAAGAUCUAGAAAAGCUUGUGCUCGACUAUAUUGAGUCUUCGAUCAUCGUCCCCGAUCAUAUGGAGAAGUCUUCAACUGCUCUAGUAACCCUUCAGGAGAUUCUUGAGACGAAAGGAGAAAAGGAAAAGAAGAUGGAAGACAAGGUUAAGUCGUUUAUCAGGAGAAGAAAAUUAUCAUACGAAGGAGACGAUGAGAAGAGAGACGUGAUGAAAAGGAUAGUAUCUAAGCUCAGAUCUGAUGGUUACAAUGCUUCUAUCUAUGGAACCUCGUGGGAUUCUUCUUUUGAUCGCCGUAAAGUUGAAGAGUUUUUCCUUUAA
This is a messenger RNA of Brassica napus (rape), 336 nucleotides long. RefSeq lists its product as uncharacterized. The transcript is spliced from 3 exons. Lineage: Eukaryota; Viridiplantae; Streptophyta; Magnoliopsida; Brassicales; Brassicaceae. Bases 1 to 336 code for a protein of 111 amino acids. The record is from RefSeq and is a predicted model, not a curated record.